CACUUUCCUCAAAUGUGUCCAAUAGUGUCUCUAGAGGAGUCAUGAGGUUUAUUUUAAUGACCUUUGCUUGACUUUUCCAGCAAUUUACAGGUGUGCCAUCAUAGGUGGGCAGCGACAUGGAGGGACAGCAGCUACAGCAGGUUUUGAACCCGCAGAGAUUGAAGUCACUAAAAGAAUGGAUGCAGAAAAGCUCCAUCACUUUAAUACAGGUCAACGGGCAGAGGAAAUAUGGUGGUCCUCCUCCGGGCUGGCAAGGUCCUCCUCCUGGCCCGGGCUGUGAGGUUUUCAUUAGUCAGAUCCCACGUGAUGUCUACGAGGACCGUCUGAUUCCUCUCUUCCAGAGCGUCGGCACUAUUUAUGAGUUUCGUCUCAUGAUGAACUUCAGCGGGCAGAACCGAGGCUUUGCCUACGUAAAGUACGCCGACCCCUUCACCGCAUCCGCUGCCAUCAUGACCCUCCAUCAUUACCCUCUGCAGGAGGGGGUUUGUCUGACGGUUCGCAGGAGCACGGAGAAGCGGCAGCUGCGUCUGGGGGAUCUUCCGGCUAAUGUGAAUCAGGCGGGGAUGCUGAUGGCGGUCCAAAUGCUGUCUGAGGGUGUGGAGGAUGUCCUGCUGAAGUUGGCCGGGCCUAAAGGGAGAGAGGUCGUGGCUCUAGUGAACUACUCCUCCCACUACGCGGCAUCCAUGGCCAAGAAAGUGCUUGUGCAAGCUUUUAAGAAGCAGUACGGCAUUUCCAUUACUGUCAGAUGGACAUCCUCCAAGUCCAAGUGUGUCGAGAAGACCGGACAAGAAGGUGACUGCUUUACCCCACCUGGUCUGAAACCCCUCACUAAACCCUCCCUCAACCCUCCACCCCUGCCCCCUCAGCUCUCUCAUCAUGAUGUCCCAGCACCCCCUCCUCUCCUGCCCUUUUUCCGGGCUGUGGGGGGUCCGCCCGCCCCGUCGAGAGAUGAAAUGAUGGCUCAAGCCCCCAUGAACCGCGACACCGUGUCUCAGCUACAGAUGAUGUGCGAGGCGAACAGACUCGGUGCGCCGCAGUACGAAUUUCAUUACAAUUACACUGGCCCCGACGGCUUCUUCUACUUCAGCUACAGAGUCCUGAUCCCAGGCCUCCCUCUGCCUCUGUACGGGGCUGUCCAGAUCCUUCCAGGCACCAGUGCUCGAGCCAUGAAGGGGGAAGUUUAUCGGGCCGCUGCCGAGCAGGUGAUCCAAACCAUGUGCAAGGUCUCAAAUUUGCGACCUUUCUAAAAUUUGAGCUGCUUUUGCUAAUGUAAUGUAACGUUAUCAGUUUUACGUUCAGUAUUAUGGUUUGAAGGUGUGUACUGUUCUAGUUUCAGAUCAAUGAGUGGAAAUAUUUCAUUUACUGUUUAAAAAAAAAAAGUGGAACUAGGCAGUGAAUUUAUUUUAAUUUUACAAGCUCUUGAAUUCUGUGGUAUGAAAGAAGUUUGAAGUAUUAUGUUCUUGUUGAUAUAAUGUUUUAUGAUAUUUUAACUAUGUAAUAUUAAUCAUUUAUGUUUAGGCAGCCUCAUCACAUUUGGUUGACUGCAUGUUUUCACAACUUAUUUUGAAUGUUUUCACAGUUUUUUUUACUUCACAAUUUGUUUUGCGUGUUUGUCACGAUUGUUGACUGCAUGGUGUGCUCUUGUUUCCUUGUUUGAUGGGUUGUACUGACUAAAAAUGACUUUUGUACAGUAAAUAAGUUGUUCAAGAAAUAAUACUUGUGCAGGCUUUUGCUCACAUCCCUGAUUAUGACAUUCACAUAUUGCCAUUGCUCAUACUUGAUAAGAAGUCAAAACCCCUAACAUAAGAAUUAAACCUCAACACACAAAACAACAGAUAUGAAUGGUACCUCAAAUUACAUGGGAUGCUAUUCUAAGGCUUGCACGAUUUGGGCAAUAAAUCAUUUUUUUUUUAAUAGAACCCCAGGUUAGCUGUGCUUGCAUGAAGGGCUACAUAAUUUGGCCAAAAAUCUUAUGAUUAUAUAUCAAUGACUAUAAAAUAACAUUCUUACAGCUGUAAAAUACUAAUAUUUAUGGCUCUCUUAAUUAAGAGGAUCAAAAAGUCAGAUAGAAUGUACAAAAAAUUUAAAUGUUAAAGGUGCAUUUUGCAUGUGGCAUUAAAACAGAUCAUAAAGACAAGACAAAAUAUCUUCAUUACUCAUUUAUUGAUAGAUCGGACAUAAUCCAAGCACAUUUUAAAAGAGCAGGCAAUGAGUUGAAUAUUUUCUCGUUAAUAUACAUGUUAGACUGACACAACUGUAACUGGCAUGUGGUAAAUAGGGGCGGCGCUUUCCUCCGUCUAUAUGGUGACUGUUUAAGUUUGUGUUUUUUUUUUUUUUUUUUUUUUUUAAGAUUACAAGGUCCGUUUCUUGAUUU
Molecule: messenger RNA, 2374 nt
Organism: Ctenopharyngodon idella (grass carp)
Lineage: Eukaryota; Metazoa; Chordata; Actinopteri; Cypriniformes; Xenocyprididae
Gene: dnd1
Product: DND microRNA-mediated repression inhibitor 1
Exons: 4
Coding region: 117-1247 (376 amino acids)
Biological process (GO): negative regulation of miRNA-mediated gene silencing; mRNA stabilization
Cellular component (GO): cytoplasm; nucleus
Molecular function (GO): mRNA binding
Source: RefSeq, a predicted model, not a curated record